This is a messenger RNA of Rotaria sordida, 1622 nucleotides long. Lineage: Eukaryota; Metazoa; Rotifera; Eurotatoria; Philodinida; Philodinidae. The record is from the annotation of a GenBank genome assembly.
CAACAAUAAUAAUAAUAAUUUCUUUUUUUGGCUUUAGAAUUUUUUGUUAAUUCUCAAGAAUAUGAAAAUAAAAAUCGAUCAAUAAUAAUUUCAAUUAAUAAUAAAAUUAAUUCAACAUUUUUUAUUAUUUCAAAAUUAGAUGAAUAUUUAAAUAUAAAUCAAUCAUCAAAUAAAUUAAAUAGUCAUAUUAUUAAUUUAAAUAUUAAACAAAAAAAUCUAGAAAAUAUUCAAAUUAUAUUUCGACAUUUGAAUCCAUUGAAUAAUUCUAAUCAAAUAUCAACUUGUGUUUAUUUGAAAAACAUUAAAAAAAAUGAUAUUCAAUGGAGUACAGAUGGAUGUUAUUUAUUAUCAUCGAAUUUAACUCAUUCAAUAUGUUCAUGUAAUCAUUUAUCAACAUUUGCUGUUCUAAUGAAUGCUCAAAAUAUAUUUGAAAAGUCAAUAACAAAUAUACAUAUAAAUCGAUUAUCAUUGAUAUCAAAAAUUGGAUGUGUAAUAUCGAUUAUCUGUUUAUUAUUGACGAUAAUUAUAUUGAUGAUGAGACGUCGUUUGGAUAUUGAUAAUGAUUUAAUGAUUGUUCGUAAUAUUCUUCAUAUAAAUAUGUCAAUUUGUUUAUUAAUUGCUCAAUUAUUAUAUCUAUUUGGUAUUAAUCAAAUUAAAUAUAAAUCUGGUUGUCGAACAAUAACUAUAUUACUUCAUUAUUUUCUUCUUGCAACAUUUUCAUGGAUGUUUGUUGAUGGAAUUGAAUUAAUAAUUGCAUUAAAACAUGUUUUAAAAAUUGAUCAUAUUAGAAUAUUAGCUUAUUCAUUAUAUGCAUAUGGAUUUCCAUUACUUAUUGUUAUUCUUGCUAUUGGACUUUCAACUCACGAACAUUAUUCGAAUAAACAGUAUGUAUUAAAAUUGAAUAUUUUUUGUGAAAUCGGAGAUUAGAGCAGAUAUUUUAUUUUGAAUUAAAAUCUUAAUGAUAAUUAGUAAUUAAUCAGAUAGAAACAUUUUUCUAUGAUUAUGUGAGUUAUCCAGGAAUGUAUUGAGUGAGAGGGGGGGGUAACAUCUCUGCCUCAAUCUUGAAGAAUUUUCGUUUUUUUUUCAAGCGAUCAUUAUCGAGUUCUUUGCUCCUUUCAGUAUUGUGUAUUGUUGAUUUUACAUUAAAAGUAAGUUAAUCUAAGAUGGAACUAAUUGAAAAUUCUAUAUGAUAACGUACAAUCGUAAAAUUGUUUGUUUUUCUUCUAUAUAAAACGCCUUCAUUCUAUUCAAAACUUCAGAACAUUUAUUUUUAUUAUUAUAUAAAAAUUACUGACAAAAAUUCAUUAGAUUAAUCAUAACAUUAUAGUAAUAUUUCUCAUUCAAUAACAAAUAAGAUACUGGUUUGUUUCUUUUUUUUUUGUUUAUUGAGCAAUACUAAUUACCAUGUGGAAUCUUUCAAAGGUUACUAAAAGAUUAAUUUAUGUCCUUGUUCUUGAGUGAUUAUGCAAGGAAGGAAGGAAAGUAUUUCUCAAAUGGUAGAACUAUAUUUGUAAUUAGUAUCAAUAAUAAAAUUUUUUGUUACAUAUCUAUUGCUAAUAUAUUCGACAUUGAAACUAGAGUACUGCAACCCAGCCGGGUAUCCGAAACCGAACUGAACCGGA